This is a messenger RNA of Theobroma umbraticum, 888 nucleotides long. RefSeq names its product late embryogenesis abundant protein At1g64065-like. The record is from RefSeq and is a predicted model, not a curated record. NCBI's taxonomy places the organism in Eukaryota, Viridiplantae, Streptophyta, Magnoliopsida, Malvales, Malvaceae.
AUAAAUAUAGAGCCAACCUUUGCCUUGAUAAAACACAACUACAUCGUCCAGUUCCUACCGAGUCAUAAAGAAACAGAAUUCCCUUUAAACCCAAAAGAGAUAGAGAGAAGAGCAAUCAAAAAUGAAAGGAGAAGGACAGCGAAGCAAUGCAAAAUGCUUGGCAUACGUUGCUGCAUUUGUUGUGUUUCAGACGGCAAUCAUCUUGAUAUUUGCAUUAACGGUGAUGCGUAUCAAAAAUCCUAAAGUCAGGUUCGGUGCUGUAACGGUGGAGAAUUUCAGCACCGGCAACAGCUCUUCACCUUUCUUUGACAUGAGGCUGAUGGCUCGAGUGACUGUAAAGAACACAAACUUCGGUCACUUCAAGUACGAGAACAGCAGCAUCAGAAUCUUAUAUGGGGGCAUGGAGGUCGGGGAGGCAGCUGUUGUUAAGGCUCGUGCGAGGGCUAGGCAGACCAAAAAAUUCGACGUUACAAUUGAUAUUAGUUCCAGCAAGUUAUCGACCAACUCCAACCUUGGAAAUGAUAUCGCUUCUGGUGUUUUGCCCCUCAGCAGCGAGGCCAAGUUGAGCGGGAAGGUGCAUCUGAUGAAGGUGAUCAAGAAGAAGAAGUCUAGUGAAAUGAGCUGCACCAUGGGAAUCAAUUUAGGAACUCGUACCGUACAGGAUUUAAAGUGCAAAUGACAUUGUGAAGCAGUUUAUUUAGAAACUUGAUGCUUGAGUUUCAGCACUUUUUCUUCUGUUUUUUCGUUUUGGUCAAUGCAGUCAUGUUACUUUCGCCGACCAGUUCUAAUUUUGCACUCUGCCCCAGUUUGUGUUAGAAAUAGAAAUUGAUUCAUAUUCAUAUAAGUUUAACCGAGGUUGCAAUUAAAUUGAGAUUUUAUUUGUUUCAA